This is a messenger RNA of Cimex lectularius (bed bug), 962 nucleotides long. RefSeq names its product aquaporin AQPcic-like. Gene Ontology annotation, cellular component: plasma membrane. The record is from RefSeq and is a predicted model, not a curated record. NCBI's taxonomy places the organism in Eukaryota, Metazoa, Arthropoda, Insecta, Hemiptera, Cimicidae. Gene Ontology annotation, molecular function: water channel activity. The transcript has 6 exons. Bases 116 to 925 code for a protein of 269 amino acids. Gene Ontology annotation, biological process: transmembrane transport.
AUCUCACCUGGUUGCAAGGGCGACGCAAUGUCGCAAUGUCGCCUAUUCAACUAAAUCAGUCACGUUCAGUUGCGCGACCAGUCCGGCCGAAGGAGGGAAUUCGGUUCUAGCAGUCAUGGCCUAUUUGCAAGUCUCGUCUCAAGCCAGGGUUUCAGACGAUGCGAAGCUGUCGGUCGAGUGUGCUGCGGACAACAACAUAAAGAUCGACGUGGACCAAGGAGCAAAGACGAACGAUGCCGUGAUAAACCCUCUGAGAACGUACGCCGAGGUUUUCCUCGCGGAGGCGUUGGCCACCGGCUUCCUCCUAUCUAUCGGCUGCAUGUCCUGUGUCGAAGGCGUCACCCCGACUCCGGUCACCGACUUCCACUCCGCAGUCGCUUUCGGCUUUCUCGUUACCAUUUUAAUAUCUGUUUUCGGGCAUAUAUCAUCUGCCCAUAUGAACCCAGCGUUGACGAUAACCUUCUACCUCCUCGGCCGCAUAUCCCUCCCGAUGGUCUUCGUCUACUUCUCGGCCGAGGUGUUCGGGGCUGUGGUCGGCGUCGGCCUUGUCAAGCUUGUGACACCACCUGAGCUCUUCGGUCCAACCCUGUGCGUCACGAGACUCGGCGAUGCUAUCCAACCGGUUCAAGGACUAGCCGUCGAGUUCGCCAUCACGUUCGUGCUCGCCCUACUUGUCUGCGCCAUGAACGACAAGAGGACGGCGGCUCUGCAGGAUUCGGGGUCGAUCAAGUUCGGUACUGUCAUCAUCGCGAUGUCCUUAGCCGCCGGGAAGUACACCGGAGCGAGCAUGAACCCGGCCAGGUCGCUGGCUCCUGCCAUCUGGAGCAAUUACUGGACAGCCCAUUGGAUCUACUGGGCAGGUCCGAUCGCUGCUGGCAUAGCUGCACCCUUGCUCUACAUACACUGCUUCAACAAGGAAAAUUAAACCACCUUUUUUGUAAAUAAAAUGUACAUAAAACCAC